Dermochelys coriacea (leatherback sea turtle) is the source of this 3974-nucleotide messenger RNA. RefSeq names its product centromere protein I (gene CENPI). The record is from RefSeq and is a predicted model, not a curated record. Bases 493 to 2769 code for a protein of 758 amino acids. Lineage: Eukaryota; Metazoa; Chordata; Testudines; Dermochelyidae. Gene Ontology annotation, cellular component: kinetochore. The transcript has 21 exons.
GGGGGUUUGAAUUGAUCGGACGGUUAAAAAAAACCGGUACCAGUGGAGUCAGACAUUUAUUUUUCAAGAUGACAUUCUCUGAAACAUUUCCCUUUAAAAAUCCCUACUUGUGAGCUUUCCUUCAUCUUUCUCUGCUGGAGGGAAGCAUUGGGCUUGUAUGUACACACUGGAUGGCCUGUGUAUAUAGGUACUCUUCUAACUGGAUUAUCUGACCUUUGUGGGGCACAUGCUGCUCUAAGUGGUUUAUGGCAAGUCAUAGUUAGUUAUUUUAUGCCGGAUCCUUUAGUGGGUUUGUUGGAAAGGCUGUGGAUAAACUGACUUUCAUUUUCUUGCAGGCAAGUGGCUCUUUGAUGUUCUUCAGCUGCUGGGGGUAUAUCUGGCUGUGGGGCCUUGAUUUAUAUUCUUGCCUCUUUUUUGGGGGGAAAGAUUUGGAACCAGACUGGCAGAUGAGUGAGUACUUAAUUCGCCCUUCCCAGCUGGGAGACUGAAGGGAUGCAGCAAAGAGAGAAUGCCAAGAAUCCAAAGCAGGCUUUGCAGGUUCGCCAUAGUAGCUUCUCUGCAUGGCAAAUAGGAGAGAGAACAACUGGCCCAAAGACUCUGGACUUGAAAAGUGUGCAGAAACAUGAGAAAGCGAAGUGGCAAUCUGCCAGUGACCAGGCAGGCAACAGCACACAAGACCAUCUGGAGCAAGCUCUGACCUAUUUUGAGAGAGUUAAAGACUACAUUCCACUGAAAAAGAAUGAGGUUCUACAGAAACACUUGGCUACUGUGGAAAACAUUGCCCUGCAGAGAGGAUUAUCCCCAGAAGGACUUGAUGUGUUGCUGAAUGUUGCACUCAGUGGCCACCUUGCUGAUACAGUAAAUAGUCGGAUCUUGAAGUGCCUGAUUCCAGCCUCAGUAAUAGCAGAAAGUUCAGUGGUUUCAGCAGUAUCCUGGCUCUGUGUUGGCAAAUGCUCUGGCAGCACCCAGCUGCUCUUCUUAAGAUGGUUGAUUGCAAUGUUUGACUUCAUUGAUCACAAAGAAAAGCUUCAUGCGCUCUACGGCUUCUUCUUCUGCUCCCUGCAAGAUGAGAAGCUGUGCCCCUAUGUUUGUCAUCUAUUGUAUCUGCUGACCAGAAGAGAGAGCGUUAAGCCUUUUCGCGUGAGGAGACUAGUAGAUCUACAGGCAAAGAUGGGAAUGCAGCCUCACCUGCAGGCUCUGCUAUCACUGUACAAACUUUUCUGCCCUGAGCUGGUGUCUAUAACUCUGCCUGCAAAGAUGAAGACCUACUUCAAGAACUCGGAAAGCCUGUGGAAGGCAGCAAUCAACACCAUAAGGCGAAGAAAUCAGGGAACGUCUCCAACAUCCCAGCAACUGAUUCUAGGCACAGGUCACCCUCAGUCCCGGAAAAGAAAAUGGAAUACCAGGUUGAUUUUGCCUGCAUGCAGCACAAACACAAACAAUCCAACUAGGAGCAAGGAAAUCAACCAUGCUGACAUCCUCAGUCACAGUGAAUCUUUCCCAGUGGAGCAGCUAAACACCUUCUCCCAGCUCUUACAGAACAUUCACCGCCUAGAGUUUCCUUCCCAGAUGGGCUCAGUGCUAAGGAACUCCUUGCUGCUUCACUACAUUAAUUGUGUCAAAGAUGAAUCUAUCUACUUAAGGCUCUAUUAUUGGAUGGGUCAGACUCUUCAAGAAGAAUGCACUUGGUAUAAGCUUGAUAACCAGCAGUAUGAAGAAGAGUUCAAGGACUUCCUGGAUAUCAUCUACAAGACAGAGUGUUUCUUGCAGGAGGGGUUCUCUUCCUGUGAAGAAUUCUUAUAUAAGAGCCUUCCCCUCUGGGAUGGUUUCUGCUGUCGAUCACAAAUCCUCAGGCUGGUGAGCUGGAUCCCCCUCAGCAGCUUCUCGGAAAUGAAACCACAUCUUUGUGAACCUCUGGCACAGCUUUUUUUCACAUCAUCCCUUUAUUUUAAGUGUAGUGUUCUUGAGAGUCUGAAGGAGUUGUUGCAGAACUGGCUGAAUUGGCAUGUAAUGCAGUUGGAUGUGGAGUCUGAUCCUAAAAUCAGUCCUUUGAACACCACUCUUUCUGGACUGGUGAACUCUGUGGCUGAGCUGAUCCACUUUGUAGGGUGGAUCUCCACUGUAGCAUUGCGCUUGGAGAACAAUGCUACUUUCUUGCUGUACUUUAUUCUGGAUUUCUAUGAGACAGUGUGCGAUGUCUAUCUUAAGUAUAACCUACCCUUGUUGGUGAUGCCGCCUCCUGGAGUUUUCUACCCAGCACUGCUCAGCAUGGAUUCUGUCAGUCUGAACCAGCUCUGCUACGUUAUGUACAGGUAUCGAACCAACUUGGUAGCUGCGAAAGAAAAUGAGCUGGUUAAAAAGACAAUACUGCAAUUCAAGUUCAGUAGCCAGACUUACCAAGAGUACAACCAGUACAUAAUGGCCAUGGUAGGCUGUCUGUGGACCUCCAGUGCAUUCCAGAAGGAUAUCCACCCUCAGGGCAUUCGCCUAGAUCCGGAAGUACUGAAGAAAACCAGAGUGCAGGAGGUCAGGAACAGCUUCAACAUUGUCCACCACCCAGCCCUGACGGGCUAUGCUAUCCUAUUCCUGCAGCAGGCUUGGCCUGAAGAUAAAACUCUCAACUUCAACUUAAUUAAGGGGAGGAGGUGGAACUGGUAUCUGGAAUAUCUCUACAUGCAGGGGUUACAAGGCCUGAAACUCUUCAUUGAAAGCAGCAUCAAUCGUGUUUCCCAGGUCUCCCAAACCAAGUCAGGGAAUGUUCAGGUGUAACAAACUGGUUCAUAAGGAUACUUCUGAUUGUCCAGACCAGGAAACCAGAGUAUAGCAGGCCCUGCCUCUGACACCUCUGUAAUCUAGGGAAGAAGUAGACUGAGCAGCUAGCUGUUUAUAUUUUGAUACUGAUGUCUCCUUAGGAAAACAAGGACAGAGAAAGAAUGGUUGAACUGACCUUAUUCAACAGUGCACUGAACCUGGAUGUCCCUGCCAGACUUCUGUAGUGUGAUACUGCUGAGUUUGUGUCUUGUGCAAUGUCACUGUUCACUAUCCAUUUCCUCAUCUGGGAAUGUCUACUUCAACUAAGCCACAAACACUUCUGCUUUUCUUAUUUCGUUAUAGCACUUAGCAGUGCUCCUUCACAUAGAAGUGAUUCCUGACUUCCCUCUGCAGUGUGUAAUGAGGAAUACCAUGUGUAUGUAUAAAUGCAUGCAUGCGCACACACUUUUCUAGGGUAUUGUAUAUAUUGACUCGGGGACUUUAAGGAACCUGCUGGGUCCUCUGUGUUGGUGUCUGAAACAGGCUGGCCUAAUUGACCCCUUAGAUUUUGCUUUCAGUAUGAAAUCUCCUGAGGAUGCUUUCCUUUGUACCACUCUGUAGGAUAUUCUCGCACUGUAGCUGGAAGAUUUUUGUGCUGAAGUUCAUGUUCUAUGGAUGCUUUGAGCACCCUUGGGGCAUUGCUAACAGCUCACUAUUUUCUUGUGACAAGUCUAAAUGCAGUUUUCCCUUUUGUGCUUGUAGCAAUGUAUAUAACUGUGUAUUAUAUGUUUAUAUUAUGUAAAAUACUGCUUAGAGCCAUUGCGGAGGAACUCUUGUGAAAUGUUGCUUCCUUCCCACCCUUUUUAAAACUCGGAUCCAGUUAAAAGAAACUGAACUCCAUUUCCUAAGCAGGAUAUUUUGGGUGAACUUCACACUGAUGUUGUAAAGCAGGGUCGAGUCCUCUGAGCAUGGAAGUUGAAGAGCCAAGAGAGAGAACACUGAUCAUGAUUCCAAGUAGUUUUGUACUUUCUUUCAGCCUCAGAAAAGGAGACAUUUCAGGAAAUGUUGAUGGGUUUUUCCUUUUUCAGCAAUGGUUACCAAGAGAUGGUGGUGUCUUGCCUCUGAAAAAUCCUGCUUGUUCCUUUGUCUCCAAGACCAUAUUAGCCUUGGGGUCAUGGUGUUGGCUAAUGACUUUGUUAAUAAACACUUAUGUUCAAAGAGUG